This is a messenger RNA of Babesia bovis T2Bo, 2447 nucleotides long. RefSeq lists its product as uncharacterized. Gene Ontology annotation, molecular function: metal ion binding. Bases 511 to 2247 code for a protein of 578 amino acids. The record is from RefSeq and is a predicted model, not a curated record. Lineage: Eukaryota; Apicomplexa; Aconoidasida; Piroplasmida; Babesiidae. The transcript has a single exon.
GUUGCGAAAACGUUAUUGCACGCGUUAGACGCGAUAAAAAUUCCCAGUAAUAUGACUUCAUAUUUAUUGAAUAUAUACCAGCGAGGUAGUCCCUUAUUUGUUUGCGUACACCUUGCUCUACUUAUCCUUACAUUUUAGGGUUUAUCGUGCAUUAAUGGGCACCAUUUGUGUCUCUUAAUGCGCAUUUCCUGCUGUAUUGUUGAUAUAUUUCUCAAUUUAAAACUAUUUACGGUAAGGAUCUAAUGUUCCAACGGAGUAUUGUCCAGUAAGGGUCCCAUUCCUUCUGCAUACGAAAUAUAUUCUUGUUUAAACGGAACAACAAAAUUUAGAGACAUAUUCUGUAUUGAUAGUCAAUAGACGCCGUAAAUCGUAAGCAGAAGUGUAAUGUUUGAGAGUUGUUUUGUUCAAUUAUCUUUAAGGGCGUGAAGCAAUAGUAAUAUUCGCAAAUCUUCAACUAUUCGGUAGAUUUUAGAGCGUUGAUGUCAAUAUACACGUUACUAUUGAUUCAAAAUGCCUAUUCUUAGUGAAGAAGAUUUGGAACGCUUCCGUACCAAGGUUUGUUCCUUGGCAUCCUCCAUGAGAUGUGACUUUGGGGUGGAAAGAUGUAACUAUUCUCAUAAUCUCUACUGGGCAAGAAGAUGUCCCUUCUAUUUGCGUGAUUCUUCCAUUUUGAGAUAUAUUCCAGCAUGCUGUCCGGAUGUGGAAUUGGGUCCAGGAAGUGCCAUAUUAAAAAAUACAUGUCCUCGCGGAAAUAACUGCGCUUUUGCCCACUCGCUCGAAGAGAUGAACUAUCACCCAUUAGUUUACAAAACAAAAAUGUGUGCCCAGUAUCGAGAGGGUAACUGUAGGACGUAUUACUGCCAUUUGGUACAUGGAUUAGCGGAGUAUCGUGUUCCUCGAGAUUAUGUUUUGCCACGUAAACGUGGGAUAAACAUACCACAGUUCGAGCACGUAACAAUGGUAGAUAAUAUAAGGAAUAGCCAGGGUAAUGUUAAUAGUUGCGGGUAUUUAAGGGAUAAGUCGUUAAAAAUGGAACACGAAUUACGCAAUUCAAUCUUACCAGGGGGGUUGAUGAAUCGUAGCCAACCAAGUCAACAGUUCAACAUGUCGCAACCGCAACUACCUUGCAAUUUCCAAGCGUAUAAUAACGGUCAAGGGGAAAGCAAACCCAAUGCGUACGUAACUCACAAUCCAAGCCACGCCUACUCUGGAUAUCACAAUCCUGCCUCCUUUCAGCGCGGCGUAUUAGCCACAGGAACGAUUUAUAAAAAUGAAUCGUUGAUGGAUUCGAUUGGUUGUGAUGCGUCUAAAGGCGAACCAUGCGAAAAACUGAACACAAUCCACUGGACAGAAGACGUAAUUGAAUCACUUAAUAAAUCCACGGCGAACGAGUUGAAAACGUCAUCUCAGUAUUCAAAUUCAUUCUCAGAAGAUCAUAAAGGUGAAAGUUGCGUAAAAGGAAACAUCGAAAAGGGAAAGCUAGCAAACAAGGUAAAGGACUAUGCGGCGCAGUUGCAGGUUACAAAUAGUGUGGAGGAUCCAAAAGAAGGUAUCAAUGAAGCACCCUCUAGAUGGUACGAUAACAACUCAAACAUGGUAACAGCUUCAGAAGGGCGUACACCAAAGAAUAGUAUCACGAACAUGGAAACAAUGUUCCAAACCCCCAGGGAAGAAUGUGACGCAUUCAAUUCAGCGGCGGCCAAUGAUAACAGCCCAUGCAGUACUAUGUCACAGAUAUAUAACCGAUUUGGGUGCCCUAACGUUGUAAGAAACAUAUCCGGAUGGAAAACAAAUUCACCAAUUCCACGGUCACUUUCAUUGCAAUGUGUCAGUGAAGAAGGUGCAAAUAGCGAGGAUAAUAAUCAUAAAGAUAUCAACAAUAACCUGCUGGAAUACGUAUAUCAUACAGUCUCACAGCAGUGUGAGCUAAUUGCUGGUAAAUGCGUACAAACUCCAAACAAUAAGGCCAAUUUGCAGUCAAUUUGCAAUGAUGCACACAGCUUGUGGCAGUUGCUAUUGAGCAUACAGACCUUGUUGUACGAAAGUGAUAGCAACAGCACGGUGGAUACCGCUGAUCCUUGCCAAGUGAAUCAUUCAGCCGAUAUCGUUGAAAGACAAUGGAGUGAUGUUGACAGCUUUUACUGUGACUUAGUAGACGCCUACGAAUCAGAAAACACUCAUACAAGUACAAUAUGCACCAACGCUACCGAUGAUUCGGUUAAAUGCUUAAGCAAGCACGCGGAAUAAGAUUUUUGAUUUUGCCAAAGACAUUCUAUUGCGAUUUACUAAAGACCUGUGUCAUGUUAAACAGGUCAUUUUAGCCUUCUCCCAGAUGAGUCACCUAUGAUCUACACCUGCGUUGAUGGUACAGGUAUGAUAUAUUUCGCAAAGGUAUAUACGAUACUACCACAUAAUUCCGAUAUUUUCGACUUCUGGCUGAAGUCUAG